Molecule: messenger RNA, 579 nt
Organism: Tetrahymena thermophila SB210
Lineage: Eukaryota; Ciliophora; Oligohymenophorea; Hymenostomatida; Tetrahymenidae
Product: transmembrane protein, putative
Exons: 1
Source: RefSeq, a predicted model, not a curated record
AUGACCCAUUUUUAGAAUUAUUAUCGUUUAAAUACCACGAUUGCUUUUCUUUAUUCCAGUAAAAUGAAGCAUGAUUUGUACUUAUCGAGCUUAGUUCAUCGCUAAUUACUAUUUUGUUUGAUAACUUUGAUCUACCUACCUUUACUUCUUCAGCUCCAUCGCUCUCAUAAAUUUAAUCUGGAAGAUUCAUUUUUUCUUAUUAUUAUUAAUCCUAUUUCAAUUUUAGUUGUAUGCAUUUUAGUAUCUUUGUUACAUAAGUGCUAUUAUCAAUAAUUUCAGGAUCUCCUAGAUCAUUAUAUUAUUUUUAAUCUAGUUUAUCUGCUAUAUUUGACUAUAAAACAGUAAUUGGCCUAUGAUAAUCUUCUUCUUCUACGACUUAAGUCUGAUUUUUUGUUACAUUCAAUACCUAAUUUUCAGUAACAAACUCAAUGUUUGCUUCAGAGUUAUCUUUAAAAUCGAACACGUUGUUAUAAUCCUUUUUCUCUUAUUUAUCUGUAUUUAUAAAAACAUUAGAGCUACAAUUUUAGGAUAUAAUCAUGCUUUCCAUUAUAUUCUAUUAAUUGGAACCCUAAAAGCUGA